UUGCACGCGGAAGCGAACCGACCGUUCGCGCGUCUCUGCCUGCAGCUCUGCGUUCCCGCGCGAUCAUACCCGCCCACAGUCCCUACCUCACGAUGCCUCCCAACGACACGGAAAUUAUCGAUCUCACGAAUUCCAGUCCUCUUCAAAACCACAUUAUCGAGCUGGAUUCCGAUGGAGAUGUCAUCAACGACGAUGCGAAGACACCCGCGGCCAACGGCAAGGCAGGGAACCGCAGACGCAGGAAGGCUCGCAAACGGAAAACGAAAGUGGUAGAGGAAGGCGAGGUUACGCACAGCUCUGUAGAGCCGUCGAGAGAGCAGACUCCUGAGAGGGAGAACGGAGCGAGUGGCAGGAACGGCGGGUCUGGUACGUCCAAAAAUGCAGGUGCAGGCGCGAAGACUGUCGGGGCCAAGUCUCUCUUCGAUCGGCUCGCGAGCCCUGGGGCCGGAAGCUCUGGGGCUCGAAACCGAUAUGAGCGAGACGAAGAGGGCCCCAAAGAGAAGGACAGGCGGAAGAAGCGGAGAGACCGUCAAUCCUCCCCUCUCGAGCGCGGCGGCAGGCGGCGGUCGCGUUCUCCAGACCGACUACGACACCCAAGAGACACGCGACCCUCUACCCGAGACGGCAGGACGCGUCCGAAUGGUAAAGACGAUAGGCGUCGUGCACGUACCCCCGACCGAUCUGGCCGUGACAAGCAAGUGCAUGCAGGGGACAACAUCGCAGAUCUGUUCUUCGAGGAUGUGGUGCGAACAGAGGUCCUUGCUGUUGCACAGGUACACCAGAAAGACGAUCAACCUGCGGCAAAGUCUGAUGAACCUGCUGUGGCUCUGCUCCUCCCCGCGCACGUCAGUGUCUUCGAUCAAGACGGCGUUGAUACUGCACCGAUUGUCUCACCUCCCCCUUCUGACACCGAGGAUGAGAGCUACAUUGAGUAUAUGGAUUACGAUGAUGACCGCAGAGCUGGCAUGGUACGAUACUUUGAGGCCGCGGACGAGGAUGACAAACCCGCAAAACCCAAGACCUUUGUGUGUAAGAAUUGCGGGGCUGAAGGCGAUCAUCGGACGUACGAGUGCCCUAUAGUAAUUUGCUUAACUUGUGGCGCCCGAGACGAACAUUCAACACGGGGUUGCCCUAUCAGCAAGACAUGUUUCAAUUGUGGUAUGAAGGGGCACAUCAAUAAGACAUGUCCCAAUCGCUACAACGGCCGUGCAGGGCCCAGCCACUACGAUUGUGAUAGAUGUGGCUCCCGAGUGCACAACACGAACGAAUGUCCGACACUCUGGCGUCUGUAUGACUACGUCGACGACGCAGAGCGCCAAAACAUACUACAGGCCCGUGAGGAGAAACGUGUACUUGCGCUCGGCCAAGGCGGCGAAGGCUACAUCGCCACUGACGAAUGGUGCUACAAUUGCGGCCGCUCUGGGCACUUGGGCGAUGAAUGCCGCGAAGUACGGCAUGUUCCCGAUUUACCCCGCGAGCCCUCUGCCUUCAGCCUCUAUAACAUCUCUUCCGGGCCAUUCGCCGACAUCGACGCGCGUCCACCUACAAAAUCAAGUACUAAGCGUGCGCCACGAGACUGGGAGGUUGCCAACGCAUUCGCAGAUGGAUACGGCGCCGAGAUCCCCAUGGACGUGGGGAAGCAAGGGCGACGAAAGGAGCGCGCAAGAAUGGAACAACGCGCUCGAGAGUGGGAGGACCAGCGAGACGAUCCCGACGAUUGGUUCGGCGGCCAAAGAAAAGAAAAAGGCGGCAAGGACAGAGCGGGGAGAGACGCGCGGAAUGGUGGCAGCGGGGGCAAGAAGAUCGACAUCAGCUUUUCGGAUCCUUCGCGUCGUGACGAUGGCAGGAGGGGCAACGAGCGCGAGCGAGAUCGGCGGCCGCACGAUGAUCGCCUCCCUGGUCCCUCCCGCGAGACAGAUUCGAUCCAAAUUCGUGGCGCGGCACAACGUGACGAUGGUGGUGGGCGGUAUGCAAGCAUACGAUCGCCGACGCGGAUCAGGACUCUACGGAGACGAGACGACCGAGACGACCGAGGCCCCCGGUACAAGGGUAGCUAUGCUCGCUAAUUAGUCGUCAUCCUCUACAUGCUUUCGUCGCUUUCGUUGUUGAGCCCAUGUUUUGUAAUGCAUACGACCUGCAAGCCGCAAAGAACCCUUCAUCAGUAGUUGUACCUUCACAAAACACCACGAUCAGAUGUGAUACAUACCACCAAAACAGCGACGUAGACUUGUUACCGGACAUGUGCAUGAAGAGUGACGCUGUUCCC
Fomitopsis serialis is the source of this 2266-nucleotide messenger RNA. RefSeq lists its product as uncharacterized. The record is from RefSeq and is a predicted model, not a curated record. The coding region runs from base 93 to 2066 and encodes 657 amino acids. The transcript is spliced from 6 exons. NCBI's taxonomy places the organism in Eukaryota, Fungi, Basidiomycota, Agaricomycetes, Polyporales, Fomitopsidaceae. Gene Ontology annotation, molecular function: nucleic acid binding; zinc ion binding.